ACGAAAAUUCUGUUAUUUCCACGUGUCACUUGUAGUGUUGAACAGUUACAUAAUUUAAAAAAGAGUUGAAAUGGCUCCCAAACGUUGUAAUCUGUUGUUAAUUUAUGGUUCUCAAACUGGGCAAUCAAAGUCGAUUGCCGAGGACAUUAAAACAAAAGCUGAAUCGUUGAAUUACGACGUCGAAAUGAUGUCCAUGGAUGACUCAGUUGAAAAGAUUCCCUGGAAAGAAUAUAGAUUUCUCAUCAUCAUUACAUCUUCGACUGGUGAUGGAGAUCCUCCUGAAAAUGCAGGCAUUUUUUGGAAGAAGAUUAGAUCAAAGAACUUGGAAAAUGAUUACUUGUGUCAUUUGGUGUAUGCUCUGCUCGGUUUGGGUGACACAAACUACACAACGUUUUUGGGCUAUCCCAAGAGUGUUGAAAAGCAACUUCAAAAACUUGGAGCGAAGCAAUUUUACAAAUCAGGAUGGGCAGAUGAUGCUGUAGGACUGGAGAUUGUGGUUGAUCCAUGGAUUGAAAACUUAUUGCCUGCUCUAGAAAAUCAAAUAUUAAAUCCUCAAACUUUGCCUGACACUAUUCCAGCAUCUGAUAUUCCCGUGGAGCAGUCAUCCAUUACCAUUACCCCAGAACUUGCAGUAGUUCCUGAAGUUGAAAAGCAAUUGACUGUGUCCUAUAAGAAACAGGAAGAAGAACUGGAAAAAUGUAUUUUAGGAUUGUCAAAUUUAAAAAUGUCUGCAUCUCCACUUAGCGAAUGUGAUCUGAAGGUCCCCGUUCUUCCUGUGUCAUAUUUGGAAUUGAAAUUCAAUUCUGAAUUGAUAUUUUUCCCCGAAGACGUUUUACGAAAACCGAUGCCUUCUUCCAGAACCCCCGUCUUCCAAGCAAAAAUCAAAAGUCUGAAACAACUCACCAGCGAAAAAGCAGCAAAAACCACUUUGGAAACAACGUUGGAAUUCUCUCCAGCUGAAAUCGAAUACCAACCCGGAGACUCGAUCGGUGUUUGUUGCGCCAACUGCUCAGAAGAAGUGGACGCACUCCUUCACAGGUUAAAUAUGACUGAUCAAGCUGAUAUACCAUUCAAAUUAAGAGUCAAAGAAGAAUUUGCUACAAUGAAAUCUGGAACCAAACCAAAAUAUGAAGUCCCUUCUCACUUACCCAAUUUAGCAACAUUAAGAUUUGUCUUGACUCGAUGUUGCGAGAUACGGAGCGUACCUCGUAAAGCACUUAUUCGGAUUCUAGCCGAAUUUUCAUCUGACGAUGUUGAAAAACGUCGACUCUUGGAACUCUGUAGUCUUCAAGGAUCUAACGAUUAUACGAGGCUUGUCCGUCAGCCCGAGCUCAAUGUUUUGGAUUUUCUGAAUACGUUCGCUUCUUGCCAUCCUCCUGUCGAGCGUCUACUGGAACAAUUGCCUCGCCUAUUGGCACGACCUUAUUCAUUAAGCUCGUCACCGUUAAAAGAUCCAAAAUCGGCAAGUUUUGUUUUCAAUGUCGUUGAGUUUCCUGUUCAAGACGGAAGGACAUACGAAAGAAAAGGAGUCGCAACUGGCGAAUUAUCCCGAAUGUUUGAUAAAAUCAAGACUGGCUCUACCGAUUCUGUUGGCUCCAAUGGAAAUGGCCGUGCAUUUUCCUUGUCCGUAUUCUUAAGAACCAACAGCGGAUUCUCCUUACCGAAGAGCUCAGAAACUCCACUAAUUUUGAUCGGACCAGGUACAGGAGUGGCGCCUUUCUUAGGAUUCCUAGCUCACAGAGAGGAGCUGGUGAAAAGGGACCCUAGUCUUACUUGCGGACCUAUAUGGCUCUUUUAUGGUUGCAGGAAUAGAGAUCAAGAUUACCUCUUCAAGGACGACCUGGAAAGAUGGCAUUCGAUAGGGAUCUUGACAAGAUUGCUCGUGACGUUUUCUAGAGAGAAUAAACCUUCUCAACCUAAAUACGUCCAGGAUUUGAUUCAGGUGUAUGCCGUUUCACUGGUGAAGUUGAUUGAGAAGGGCGCUUGCGUGUACGUUUGCGGCGAUGCCAAAAACAUGGCCAAAGAUGUUAUGCAAGCAUUCACCGCUGCAUUCCAAACUGCUCGUCAACUGGACGAGGAACAAGCGAAAAAGGCUGUUGUUCAACUCCAAAUCGAAAAGCGAUAUUUGCAAGAUAUCUGGACUUGAGAAAUGCCCAGUUUUCAGGUCACGUUUUCUUUUUAGUUUUUAGAUCAUAUUAGUUAGCCUCUUUCACCCCACUAACGGGCCCAGCCCUUACGACGCUUUACGAUAGUGUUUCAAUGACCAAAAUGCUCCGGUUGUGCCAAAAAGGAACCUGACCGAUAUGCUGCGUGUUUGUCAGACAAAGGACACGUAUAUUUUUUUUGUUUUUUGUGACAUACACACAUACGAAUGAAGUGAAAAAAAAAAAAAAUGGAAACUGUACAGUUACAUACAGUGAGAAGAGAAGACGUUGAAGCCUAAUUAAAUUUUAAAAAACUG
Molecule: messenger RNA, 2461 nt
Organism: Daphnia carinata
Lineage: Eukaryota; Metazoa; Arthropoda; Branchiopoda; Diplostraca; Daphniidae
Product: methionine synthase reductase-like
Exons: 10
Coding region: 71-2146 (691 amino acids)
Biological process (GO): homocysteine metabolic process
Cellular component (GO): cytosol
Molecular function (GO): flavin adenine dinucleotide binding; FMN binding; [methionine synthase] reductase (NADPH) activity
Source: RefSeq, a predicted model, not a curated record